ACAAGAUAUUUUCAUAAAAAGCCAAAAUAUCGUCGGCAAUUUCAUUCUUUCUUUUAUUGGCUUCAUUUCAGCGAGAGGCUUUGUAAACCCUCUCUUGGUAUCGCCACCGCCGUUGACCCGUCCUCUUCUCCACCGUUAUUGAAUACUAAAAUCUAGUAAAAAUGGUGAAGUUUACAUCUGAAGAGCUUCGUCGCAUUAUGGACUAUAAACAUAACAUUCGUAAUAUGUCUGUUAUUGCCCAUGUCGAUCAUGGGAAGUCGACACUUACGGAUUCUCUAGUGGCUGCUGCGGGUAUUAUAGCUCAGGAAGUUGCUGGUGAUGUUCGUAUGACAGAUACUCGUGCAGAUGAGGCAGAGCGUGGUAUCACUAUUAAGUCUACUGGUAUCUCACUCUACUAUGAGAUGACUGAUGAGUCCCUUAAGAGCUACAAAGGAGAGAGGCACGGGAAUGAGUAUCUUAUCAAUCUCAUUGAUUCUCCUGGGCACGUUGACUUUUCGUCUGAAGUCACUGCUGCUCUUCGUAUCACUGAUGGUGCACUUGUGGUCGUUGACUGUAUUGAAGGUGUCUGUGUCCAAACUGAAACUGUGCUUCGUCAGGCAUUGGCUGAAAGGAUCAAGCCUGUCUUGACCGUUAACAAGAUGGACAGGUGCUUCCUUGAGCUUCAGUUUGAUGGUGAGGAGGCUUAUCAAACUUUUUCCAGGGUCAUUGAAAAUGCCAAUGUCAUCAUGGCUACCUAUGAAGAUCCCCUUCUUGGAGAUUGUCAGGUCUACCCAGAAAAAGGAACCGUUGCAUUCUCAGCUGGAUUGCAUGGUUGGGCUUUUACUUUGACCAACUUUGCUAAGAUGUAUGCCUCAAAGUUUGGAGUUGAUGAAUCGAAGAUGAUGGAAAGACUUUGGGGUGAGAACUUUUUUGAUCCUGCCACAAAGAAGUGGACCACCAAAAACUCUGGGUCCCCAUCUUGCAAGCGUGGCUUUGUGCAAUUCUGUUAUGAGCCUAUCAAGCAGAUUAUUAGCACAUGUAUGAAUGACCAGAAAGAUAAAUUAUGGCCGAUGUUGACAAAGCUUGGUGUUACCAUGAAGUCUGAUGAGAAAGAGUUGAUGGCGAAGCAUCUGAUGAAGCGUGUCAUGCAGACCUGGCUCCCUGCCAGUACUGCUCUUCUUGAAAUGAUGAUUUUUCAUCUUCCCUCUCCUUCCACGGCCCAGAGAUACCGUGUUGAGAACUUGUACGAGGGUCCCCUUGAUGAUGUGUAUGCAAAUGCAAUUAGGAACUGUGACGCUGAUGGCCCUCUCAUGCUUUAUGUCUCCAAGAUGAUUCCCGCCUCUGAUAAGGGCAGAUUCUUUGCUUUUGGUCGUGUCUUUUCUGGGAAGGUCUCAACUGGUCUGAAGGUGAGAAUCAUGGGUCCAAAUUUUGUACCUGGUGAAAAGAAAGACCUGUAUGUCAAGAGUGUUCAGAGAACUGUUAUCUGGAUGGGCAAGAGGCAGGAAACAGUUGAGGAUGUUCCAUGCGGUAACACUGUUGCCUUGGUUGGUUUGGAUCAAUAUAUCACUAAAAAUGCAACUUUAACCAAUGAGAAGGAAGUUGAGGCCCAUCCUAUUCGUGCUAUGAAAUUUUCUGUCUCACCUGUCGUCCGUGUGGCUGUUCAAUGUAAAGUUGCAUCUGAUCUACCGAAGCUUGUUGAAGGUCUUAAGCGGUUGGCCAAGUCAGAUCCUAUGGUUGUCUGUUCUAUUGAGGAAUCUGGGGAACAUAUCAUUGCUGGUGCAGGAGAGCUACAUCUUGAGAUCUGUUUGAAGGAUCUGCAGGAUGAUUUCAUGGGUGGAGCUGAGAUUAUCAAAUCAGACCCUGUGGUGUCUUUCCGUGAGACUGUCCUGGAGAAAUCCUGCCGUACUGUGAUGAGCAAAUCCCCUAACAAGCACAACCGUCUGUACAUGGAAGCGAGGCCUUUGGAAGAUGGGCUUGCUGAGGCUAUUGAUGAUGGUCGUAUUGGACCAAGAGACGAUCCCAAGGUUCGUUCUAAGAUCUUGUCCGAAGAGUUUGGCUGGGACAAGGAUCUUGCCAAGAAGAUCUGGUGUUUUGGACCUGAAACUACUGGGCCUAACAUGGUGGUUGAUAUGUGUAAGGGAGUGCAGUAUCUUAAUGAAAUUAAGGAUUCUGUUGUGGCUGGUUUCCAGUGGGCUUCAAAAGAGGGUGCAUUGGCAGAAGAAAACAUGAGAGGUAUCUGCUUUGAAGUUUGUGAUGUUGUUCUUCAUACUGAUGCUAUUCACAGGGGUGGUGGUCAGGUCAUUCCUACCGCCAGGAGAGUCAUCUAUGCUUCUCAAAUAACGGCCAAACCCAGACUCCUUGAGCCAGUUUACCUGGUUGAGAUUCAAGCACCGGAGGGGGCUCUUGGUGGUAUUUACAGUGUGCUUAAUCAGAAACGUGGUCAUGUGUUUGAAGAAAUGCAGAGGCCGGGCACUCCUCUCUACAACAUCAAGGCUUAUCUUCCUGUCGUUGAGUCGUUUGGGUUCUCAGCACAACUAAGAGCUGCCACGUCCGGACAAGCGUUUCCUCAGUCUGUGUUUGAUCAUUGGGACAUGAUGUCUUCUGAUCCAUUGGAGGCUGGUUCACAGGCAGCGACACUUGUAACCGAUAUCCGUAAGAGGAAAGGAUUGAAGGAAAGCAUGACCCCUCUUUCCGAGUUCGAGGACAAGCUGUAAUCCAGAGGCGACAACGUCUUUUGCUUUUAAGCAUGCACCAACACAACAGUCCUAUGGUCUUGUAAGAAAUUGAAAGGUAAUACCAUUAGUUUGCUGGAGGAACGAUAAUCGCUGGCGAUCUCUAUGAACCAUGCACUGCUGUUGGGAAGCUCACUUGCUGAUAUACUUAAAUUGCAGACAGAUGGGUGAUGACAUUGAGAAUCUCCGGUACCGGUGAGGCAAUCCAAUUCGGUGCCAUGGAUCUGUUUGAAUAGUGGUUUUAUUUGUAUGUUCUUAUUUUGCCUCAAACCUUAUGCUGCCUUUUUUUUGUGUGAUUAAUAUUUUUCUGUUUUACCUGUGUGCUCAAUUUCCUGCCUUGUAAAUCUAGAUCCAGUUUAAUGCGAUUGUGUUUGUAUUUGUUA
Messenger RNA from Mercurialis annua (annual mercury), 3094 nucleotides. Its product is annotated as elongation factor 2. Gene Ontology annotation, biological process: translational elongation. Gene Ontology annotation, cellular component: ribonucleoprotein complex; cytosol. Gene Ontology annotation, molecular function: ribosome binding; GTPase activity; GTP binding. The coding region runs from base 162 to 2693 and encodes 843 amino acids. The transcript is spliced from 5 exons. The record is from RefSeq and is a predicted model, not a curated record. NCBI's taxonomy places the organism in Eukaryota, Viridiplantae, Streptophyta, Magnoliopsida, Malpighiales, Euphorbiaceae.